Molecule: messenger RNA, 4423 nt
Organism: Nomascus leucogenys (northern white-cheeked gibbon)
Lineage: Eukaryota; Metazoa; Chordata; Mammalia; Primates; Hylobatidae
Gene: CAPRIN2
Product: caprin family member 2
Biological process (GO): positive regulation of canonical Wnt signaling pathway
Cellular component (GO): cytoplasm
Molecular function (GO): signaling receptor binding
Source: RefSeq, a predicted model, not a curated record
GGGUGGGCGUCGGUGCCUGCAGGGCUCUCCGUGGCCGCUCGGGAGAGGUGCUUUUCGCUCAGGCUCCCCUGGAGACUUGAGGGGGUGCGCGCUGGCGUGCAUGGGGCCUGUUCUGUCCUUGCUUUGGGGAUGCUCCUAAGGGGGGAGAAAGGGAUAACUCGGGUGCUUGGAGGUCGAGAGACGGAUACGUAAGUGCGCAAGGGCCACUGAUUAGGGCACGGGAAGGGCUCGCUAGAAUGAGCUCUUAAACUGGUUGGGUGUAAGCGGUUUUGGGCUAGUCUAAACCAAACAACCGAGAAUCAACGCGGGGUUCCUGCAGGUUGAGAGAGUACCUGUCUGCAAAUGUCCAGUAGUGAUGGAUUGCCUUGUAGGCCCCAGAGCAAUCGGGGAAGUUAGUAUUCUUGUUCAGGAAGCUGCUGGUUCACUUAGAGCUAUAAAAGAAUGUUUUGAGUUUGGGAUUUUCUUUCAAACGUUCAGGAUUGAGGUUGGGGCUGGUGGUGAGGGACCAUGUAAAGAGGUUUGAGUGGCUGCCUUAGGUCCCGGUGUGGAAAGCUUAUUCUUUUGGUGUCAUCACGUGGCCAUGGGAAUUAUUUAGAAUGUGAUCUGCCCUCAUGAGAAGAAAGGAGCUCUGAAGCCAUUGCAGUUCUUCCUCCCUAUGUGGAAAAUCGAAUUUCUGGAAACAUCCUCUAUACUGGAAUUUUGCCUACGUAAAGGCUAUCCUUAUUGGCUAGCGACACUAAUUAUUUUAAAAGUAGGAUGAAAGUACAAGUAUCUGAAGCAUCAUUGGGUUUCGAGCUCACUUCCGUGGAAAAGUUUAAGGGAGUGGGCUAGACUUUCCAGGGAAGUUAUUGCCUGGCUGUGUCCCUCUAGUCCUAAUUUUAUACUUAACUUUCCCCCACCUCCUUCAGCCUCAUCUGUUUCAAUGGUGCAACUCUCUUCAUCCCCUUUUGGUUACCAGUCACCUUCAGGCCAUUCAGAGGAGGAAAGAGAGGGGAAUAUGAAGUCAGCCAAGCCCCAAGUGAACCACAGUCAGCAUGGGGAAAGCCAGCGGGCCUUGAGCCCCCUGCAGUCUACUCUGAGUUCUGCUGCGUCUCCUUCCCAAGCAUAUGAGACCUAUAUUGAAAAUGGACUCAUAUGCCUUAAACACAAAAUUAGAAACAUCGAGAAAAAGAAGCUCAAACUGGAAGAUUAUAAGGAUCGCCUGAAAAGUGGAGAGCAACUUAAUCCAGACCAGUUGGAAGCAGUAGAGAAAUAUGAAGAAGUGGUACAUAAUUUGGAAUUUGCCAAGGAGCUUCAGAAAACCUUUUCUGGGUUGAGCCUAGAUCUACUAAAAGCGCAGAAGAAGGCCCAGAGAAGGGAGCACAUGCUAAAACUUGAGGCUGAGAAGAAAAAGCUUCGAACUAUACUUCAAGUUCAGUAUGUAUUGCAGAACUUGACCCAGGAACAUGUACAAAAAGACUUCAGAGGGGGUUUGAAUGGUGCAGUGUAUUUGCCUUCAAAAGAACUUGACUACCUCAUUAAGUUUUCAAAACUGACCUGCCCUGAAAGAAAUGAAAGUCUGAGCGUUGAAGACCAGAUGGAGCAGUCAUCCUUGUACUUUUGGGACCUUUUGGAAGGUAGUGAGAAAGCAGUGGUAGGAACGACAUACAAACACUUGAAAGAUCUACUGUCUAAAUUGCUGAACUCAGGCUAUUUUGAAAGUAUCCCAGUUCCCAAAAAUGCCAAGGAAAAGGAAGUACCACUGGAGGAAGAAAUGCUAAUACAAUCAGAGAAAAAAACACAAUUAUCGAAGACUGAAUCUGUCAAAGAGUCAGAGUCUCUAAUGGAAUUUGCCCAGCCAGAGAUACAACCACAAGAGUUUCUUAACAGACGCUAUAUGACAGAAGUAGAUUAUUCAAACAAACAAGGUGAAGAGCAACCUUGGGAAGCAGAUUAUGCUAGAAAACCAAAUCUCCCAAAACGUUGGGAUAUGCUUACUGAACCAGAUGGUCAAGAGAAGAAACAGGAAUCCUUUAAAUCCUGGGAGUCUUCUGGUAAGCACCAGGAGGUAUCCAAGGCUGCAGUUUCUUUAGAACAAAGGAAACAAGACACCUCAAAACUCAGGUCUACUCUGCCGGAAGAGCAGAAGAAGCAGGAGAUCUCCAAAUCCAAGCCAUCUCCUAGCCAGUGGAAGCAAGAAACGCCUAAAUCCAAAGCAGGGUAUGUUCAAGAGGAACAAAAGAAACAGGAGACACCAAAGCUGUGGCCAGUUCAGCUGCAGAAAGAACAAGAUCCAAAGAAGCAAACUCCAAAGUCUUGGACACCUUCCGUGCAGAGCGAACAGAACACCACCAAGUCAUGGACCACUCCCAUGUGUGAAGAACAGGAUUCAAAACAGCCAGAGACUCCAAAAUCCUGGGAAAACAAUGUUGAGAGUCAAAAACACUCUUUAACAUCACAGUCACAGAUUUCUCCAAAGUCCUGGGGAGUAGCUACAGCAAGCCUCAUACCAAAUGACCAGCUCCUGCCCAGGAAGUUGAACACAGAACCCAAAGAUGUGCCUCAGCCUAUGCAUCAGCCUGUAGGAUCUUCCUCUACCCUUCCGAAGGAUCCAGUAUUGAGGAAAGAAAAACUGCAGGAUCUGAUGACUCAGAUUCAAGGAACUUGUAACUUUAUGCAAGAGUCUGUUCUGGACUUUGACAAACCUUCAAGUGCAAUUCCAACGUCACAACCGCCUUCAGCUACUCCAGGUAGCCCCGUAGCAUCUAAAGAACAAAAUCUGUCCACUCAAAGUGAUUUUCUUCAAGAGCCGUUACAGGCUACUUCUUCUCCGGUUACUUGUAGCUCAAAUGCUUGCUUGGUUACUACUGAUCAGGCUUCUUCUGGAUCUGAAACAGAGUUUAUGACCUCAGAGACUCCUGAGGCAGCAGUUCCCCCAGGCAAGCAACCGUCUUCACUAGCCUCUCCAAAUCCUCCCAUGGCAAAGGGCUCUGAACAGGGCUUCCAGUCACCUCCAGCAAGUAGUAGUUCAGUAACCAUUAACACAGCACCCUUUCAAGCCAUGCAGACAGUAUUUAACGUUAAUGCACCUCUGCCUCCACGAAAAGAACAAGAAAUAAAAGAAGCCCCUUAUUCACCUGGCUACAAUCAAAGUUUUACCACAGCAAGUACACAAACACCACCCCAGUGCCAACUGCCAUCUAUACAUGUAGAACAAACUGUCCAUUCUCAAGAGACUGCACAGACGAAUGUAUUUCCCAGACCUACUCAGCCAUUUGUCAAUAGCCGGGGAUCUGUUAGAGGAUGUACUCGUGGUGGGAGAUUAAUAACCAAUUCCUAUCGGUCCCCUGGUGGUUAUAAAGGUUUUGAUACUUAUAGAGGACUCCCUUCAAUUUCCAAUGGAAAUUAUAGCCAGCUGCAGUUCCAAGCUAGAGAGUAUUCUGGAGCACCUUAUUCCCAAAGGGAUAAUUUCCAGCAAUGUUAUAAGCGAGGAGGAACAUCUGGUGGUCCACGAGCAAAUUCGAGAGCAGGGUGGAGUGAUUCUUCUCAGGUGAGCAGCCCAGAAAGAGACAACGAAACCUUUAACAGUGGUGACUCUGGACAAGGAGACUCCCGUAGCAUGACCCCUGUGGAUGUGCCAGUGACAAAUCCAGCAGCCACCAUACUGCCAGUACACGUCUACCCCCUGCCUCAGCAGAUGCGAGUUGCCUUCUCAGCAGCCAGAACCUCUAAUCUGGCCCCUGGAACUUUAGACCAACCUAUUGUGUUUGAUCUCCUUCUGAACAACUUAGGAGAAACUUUUGAUCUUCAGCUUGGUAGAUUUAAUUGCCCAGUGAAUGGCACUUAUGUUUUCAUUUUUCACAUGCUAAAGCUGGCAGUGAAUGUGCCACUGUAUGUCAACCUCAUGAAGAACGAAGAGGUCUUGGUAUCAGCCUAUGCCAAUGAUGGUGCUCCAGACCAUGAAACUGCUAGCAAUCAUGCAAUUCUUCAGCUCUUCCAGGGAGACCAGAUAUGGUUACGUCUGCACAGGGGAGCAAUUUAUGGAAGUAGCUGGAAAUAUUCUACGUUUUCAGGCUAUCUUCUUUAUCAAGAUUGAAAGUCAGUACAGUAUUGACAAUAAAAGGAUGGUGUUCUAAUUAGUGGGAUUGAAGGAAAAGUAGUAUUUGCCCUCGUGAGUGGUUUAGGAAAAUGUUUUUGUUCCUAGAGGAAGGAGGAGGUCCUUACUUUUUUGUUUUCCUUCCUAAGGGGAAAAAUCAAGCUGAAUGACAAUUAGCACUAAUCUGGCACUUUAUAAAUUGUGAUGUAGCCUCGCUAGUCAAGCUGUGAAUGUAUAUUGUUUGCACUUAAUCCUUAACUGUAUUAACGUUCAGCUUACUAAACUGACUGCCUCAAGUCCAGGCAAGUUACAAUGCCUUGUUGUGCCUCAAUAAAAAAGUUACAUGCA